Molecule: messenger RNA, 1845 nt
Organism: Nezara viridula (southern green stink bug)
Lineage: Eukaryota; Metazoa; Arthropoda; Insecta; Hemiptera; Pentatomidae
Source: the annotation of a GenBank genome assembly
UUGGACUUAGCUUCUACGACAUAAACAAAUGAUUUUCUUAAUCCUAAAUACAUUAAUAAAUACGAGGUGUAAUUUUAAAUUCGUACCCUCAACUCUUCCCUUUCUUCCUUGGGCUUCAGUUGAGAUGGUUUUGAUCGAAAUCGCAGACGGUGAACAAUUCGGAAGAAUUGUGUAUCAAUCAUGCAACCGGCUUCUAUGCGUUUACUUUUGUGCAACUUGGGCCUUACCGUGCGAAUUGAUCGACCCGAUCGUUAACCGUUUCGCUGUGCUCUUUCCUCAAGUCCACUUCCUCCGUGUAACCGUCCAUGUGACUCCACAGUUGGUACCAGAACAUGUCCGAAACGUCCCCACUUUUCACUUCUUUUAUAACAUGACUCAAGUCGGUGAUUUUGAGGGGGAUAACCCUGAAAAAUUGGAAGACUAUCUAAACCGAUUAACUCGGGAUCCUACCACUCCAAUAGAAUCAACAGUAGAUCCGUACGCUUUUUGCGUCCCGAUAAGACAAGUUCCAACCCGUAGACGUCGCCGAAUUUCCAGUAGGGCGAGGAGACUUCCUCCUCUCCCAGAACACAACGAAGAAACCGAAGAGUAAUAUAAAGGUUUCGGACAUUCUUCUGCGCUGAUUUGUGGGUCAUGAUGAUGAAUAAUAAUGAAUUGACCUGGAAAUCGAGCAGUCAUCAAAUAAGGCAAGGAAGGAUGGUUGUUUUUUUUAUUUGUUAGUAAUUUAUUAGAAUUUUUUAGUCAUUGCUGUAAGGGCGAUGUAGAUGUAUUAGCUCGAUAGGGGAAAGGUUACUAAAUUCAUAUAUAUAAUUAUAUAUGAAAUAUAUGAAAUUAUAUACCCUGUUCAUCCAUACAUUCUAAAACGUUUAGAAACUUUCAAGCUUUAAAUCGUGAAACAUUUUAAGUAAUUUAUAAUUACUUAUUAUUAUUCUAAAAUAAGAUUUUAAGGCUAAAGACAAUAAUAAUAAUAAUGACAAUAAUAAUGAAUAGUGACAAUAAUAAUUUAUAAUGACAAUAAUAAUUAAUUUUAUCUACAUAUCCGUCUUUUUAAGUGCUUUUUUAAAUUAUAUGAGCAGGGUAUGUAUUAGUAUAAACUUAGCUUUUAACCUUUAGAAAGCAUGUGAGAACAACUUUUCAGUAUUCUCUAUUCCGUCCUUAUGCUUUAGACAUUCCAUUUUUUUGUCCUAGCACCAUUUCGAGCACCUAUAGCACUUUGGCUAUAUUGUGAUAAAUCUGGUUUAGCUCUCUACGCCGCAUUUAUUCAUUUAGUUUUUAGUUUAAGUAAUUUUUAAUCUCUCUUAAUAACUUUUAAGCACUAUCACCUUUUCUAUUUGCACUGUUUUGUCGUCCAUUCUCUCACAGCACGGAUGAAUCGCUUUUUUUAUUACACUUUUUUUUACAUUUUUGAACAUAUUAAUUCUGAUUUUAUAUUUUUAAGAAAAUAUAAAAUGAUUUUAUAUGAGUUAAGAAAAAUUCACUGUUUAAUAGUAUUCCAUUUUAAAACUGGGCGACAAAAUAUUAUUGUUAAGUAGUUUAAGUUAAGUAGUGAUUUCGAAUCAGUUCCGUUACAUGAAACACAUGUAAUUUGAUUAGAUUGCAAUAGUCCAGUUAUAUAUAAUCCAUCUAGGACAAAUUUAGUUUUAAUUAAAUGAUUAAGUACAUAUCAUGUAAGUUAAGUUCGAAUCUCUGGUACAUUUUGUGAGUUAGAUACAGUCAAGUCAACUAGUUUUAAGUUUUACACCCAAAAAAAUAGUAGUCUUAGUCUUAGGUAGAUUGGUGCAAGACCCAGGAAUACAUUCUAAAUGUAGCUGGUUAUUAGAAAUAAACAAGGUUAGUUGGACACAG